Molecule: messenger RNA, 1888 nt
Organism: Brassica napus (rape)
Lineage: Eukaryota; Viridiplantae; Streptophyta; Magnoliopsida; Brassicales; Brassicaceae
Product: galactose mutarotase-like
Exons: 6
Coding region: 95-1702 (535 amino acids)
Biological process (GO): beta-D-galactose catabolic process via UDP-galactose, Leloir pathway; glucose metabolic process
Molecular function (GO): carbohydrate binding; aldose 1-epimerase activity
Source: RefSeq, a predicted model, not a curated record
UUUGUUCAGUUCAUAUUACUUUUAGUUUGUUUCAAUAAAAAAUAAAUAAAUAAAUCAUAUUACUUUUAAUUUUUUUUUCUUCUUUUUCUUGAACAUGGCGAGAGUUUCUAUUUUAUUAUGUUUGGUUAUAUUGGUUACAUUAGGAUUUGUGGGAAGUUUGUCAUAUGCACACGACACGGAAGUGACAUCAAAAGAUGUGGAGAGUAGUCAGAAAGAGACUGAAGUUGUUCAUAAAAGUAAACAUGAAGAGAAAGGAGGAGAAAAGGUGAAUGAUGAUCACAAAGCCGGUUCUGAUGUUGAUAAAAAGGACAAAAAGAAAGAGCAUGAUGUGCAUAAAAAGGAUGAUCAUCAUGAAAAGAAAGAGCAUGAUGUGCAUAAAAAAGAUGAUGAACAUGAAAAGAAAGAGCAUGAUGUGCAUAAAAAGGGUGAUCACCAUGAAAAGAAAGAGCAUAAGGUGCAUAAAAAGGGUGAUCACGAGAAGGAUGGUGAUAAGAAGAAGAGCGCUCAUCAGCAUAAACAUGGUAGUGAGAAGGAUGAUGAUGAUGAUGAGGAUGAUGAAAAGAAGCAUAAGGAUAAAAAGAAGGGUGAACAUGAUGAUGAUGAAGAUGAAUCUGAUACCGAUGAUGACACUGAUGAUGACACCGAUGAUGACGAUGACGAUGAUGAUAAAGACGAGGUUGAUGCGGAUGAUAAUGAAAAAGAUAAUAUUGGAUUAUAUGAGCUCAAGAAGGGAAAUAUAACCAUCAAACUCACAAACUGGGGUGCUUCAAUCAUGUCUCUUCAUUUCCCGGACAAAAAUGGAAAAGCUGGUGAUAUUGUUCUUGGUUAUGAUAGCGUCAAAAGCUAUAAGACCGACAAGGUCUAUUUUGGAGCAACCGUGGGACGAGUAGCGAAUAGAAUAGGAAAGGCCCAGUUCAAACUGAAUGGUAAAGAGUACAAGACUACCGCCAACGAUGGCAAAAACACACUUCAUGGUGGAAAGAAAGGGUUUGGCGAUGUUGUGUGGGGAGUUAAAAAACACAAGUAUGAUGGCAAGAAACCUCAUAUUGUAUUCACUUACACAAGUCCUGAUGGAGAUCAAGGGUUUCCCGGAGAAGUCAAUGUCACAGUGACUUAUAAGCUUGACAAAGAAAAUGAACUGAGUGUGGUGAUGGAGGCAAAGCCUAAAGAUAAAGCAACUCCGAUAAACUUAGCUCAUCAUAGUUAUUGGAAUCUUGGUGGUCAUAACGCUGGAGACAUUUUGUCUGAAGAAAUACAGAUCCUCGGGUCAAGUUACACUCCUGUCGACGGUGAACUCAUUCCCACCGGAGAAAUAUCUCCAGUGAAAGGAACAUCGUACGAUUUUCUCCAACUCCGUCCUAUUAAAGAUAAUAUGAAGGAUCUUAAAGCAGGAUAUGAUAUAAACUAUUGCUUAGAUGGUAAAGCUGAUAAGAUGAGGAAGAUCGUGGAACUCAUAGAUAAGAAAUCUGGGAGAAAAAUGGAGUUAUCCGGAAACCAACCCGGUUUGCAAUUCUAUACCGGUGGAAUGUUAAAGGAUAUCAAGGGAAAGAAUGGGACGACUUACCAAGCUUUCGCGGGACUAUGUCUAGAGACGCAAGGUUAUCCAAACUCAGUAAAUAAUCCUAAGUUUCCUUCACAGAUUGUUGAACCAGGGAAAACAUACAAACACACCAUGCUCUUCAAGUUUUCUAUUGUUUCAUAGAGUGCCUUUGGAACUAUAAUCAAUAUUCACCUGACAAAAAAAUCAAUAUUCACAAAGAUGAAACUAGAUAGAUUGUAAGUCUAUAAUAGCUCUCGAUCUUUCAAAUUUCAUGGAACUAUAACGUGUAAUUAAUUCAUCUGUACAAAGUUUAUGCAUCCAUUUGUAACACUAGUUUUUUUAUUUAUU